Phodopus roborovskii (desert hamster) is the source of this 747-nucleotide messenger RNA. It is a transcript of the gene Nmbr, whose product is annotated as neuromedin B receptor. The transcript has 2 exons. Bases 19 to 747 code for a protein of 242 amino acids. Gene Ontology annotation, biological process: bombesin receptor signaling pathway. The record is from RefSeq and is a predicted model, not a curated record. Lineage: Eukaryota; Metazoa; Chordata; Mammalia; Rodentia; Cricetidae. Gene Ontology annotation, molecular function: bombesin receptor activity. Gene Ontology annotation, cellular component: membrane.
AGAGCUAUUGUGAAUCCCAUGGACAUGCAGACUUCUGGCGUGGUGCUGUGGACCAGUGUGAAGGCUGUGAGCAUCUGGGUGGUCUCUGUGUUGUUAGCAAUCCCUGAAGCUGUGUUUUCAGAAGUAGCACGAAUUGGUAAUUUGGAUAAUAGCAGUUUCACUGCAUGCAUACCCUACCCGCAAACGGAUGAGUUACACCCGAAGAUUCACUCAGUGCUUAUUUUUCUUGUUUAUUUCCUCAUACCACUUGUUAUUAUCAGCAAUUAUUAUUACCACAUUGCAAAGACUUUAAUUAAAAGUGCACACAAUCUUCCAGGAGAAUCCAAUGAACAUGCCAAAAAGCAGAUGGAGGCUCGGAAACGAUUGGCUAAGAUUGUGUUUGUCUUCGUGGCCUGCUUUGUCUUCUGCUGGUUUCCCAACCACAUCCUCUACUUGUACAGGUCUUUCAACUACAAGGAGAUCGACCCUUCUCUGGGUCACUUGAUUGUCACCUUAGUGGCCCGAGUUCUGAGUUUCAGCAGUUCCUGUGUCAAUCCCUUUGCUCUUUACCUGCUCAGUGAAAGCUUCAGGAAACAUUUCAACAGCCAGCUCUGCUGCAGAAGGAAGUCCUACCCCGAGAGGUCAACCAACUACCUUCUCAAUUCUUCAACAGUGAGAAUGACUUCUCUGAAGAGCAAAACAAAGAAUGUGGUAACCAGUUCUAUCCUUUUAAACGGACACAGCAUGAAGCAGGAAAUAACACUGUGA